AUGCCUUCAGGACAAGGAGCCGGUACAAACCCCAUCCACAACAAGAAGCCCAAGAAGAAGGCGCAGGACCUCGACGAGGACGACAUUGCGCACAAGGCAAAGCUCGCUGCCGGUUGGUCACACCCUGUCUAUUACAUCUCUCUCGACACCUCCACGACAUCGUCGCAUAACAUGCUGCGACACGAAUAUUACAAGAAGGCACGCGACGAACUCGCCGGCAAGGUCGGCAAGGGCAAGGGACCUCUCAACACGGGCUCUCAAGGCAUCAAGAAGUCUGGCAAGAAAUAAGCGCUUUGAUGCGUGAGUGGCGAACGCGGACGGCGACGAGCACGAUGAUUUGAUAUUGAAGAUACCAAGGGAAUUGAAACGGAGUCAUACAC
Messenger RNA from Parastagonospora nodorum SN15, 380 nucleotides. RefSeq lists its product as hypothetical. The record is from RefSeq and is a predicted model, not a curated record. NCBI's taxonomy places the organism in Eukaryota, Fungi, Ascomycota, Dothideomycetes, Pleosporales, Phaeosphaeriaceae. Bases 1 to 288 code for a protein of 95 amino acids. The transcript has 3 exons.